Molecule: messenger RNA, 963 nt
Organism: Eucalyptus grandis
Lineage: Eukaryota; Viridiplantae; Streptophyta; Magnoliopsida; Myrtales; Myrtaceae
Product: PSME3-interacting protein-like
Exons: 7
Coding region: 120-461 (113 amino acids)
Cellular component (GO): nucleus
Source: RefSeq, a predicted model, not a curated record
CCAUCGGCCGUCGCCCACCCCGCCGCGCGGCCCCCGCCGAUCCUACAUUCUCCAGGAAUUUUUUUUUGCCGCGCCUUUUGGAUUCGCGCCUGCGGACGGCGACGAACCGAAGAAUCUCCAUGGAGGAGGAAUCGGCGCGACCGGUUCGGUUGAUGAACUUCGUCUCCGAGGAGCAGUUGGAGGAAUCGAAGAAGUCGAGGGGCGAGAGGGUCGAGGACGGCACCGCCCAGAGAGACAGGCCGCUCUUCGAGAUUUUGAAAGAGAACAAGGACAAGCGUGAUGCAGAAUUCAACGAGCGCUUCAAGCAUAGACCACCCAAAGCUUUGGAUGAAGAUGAAACCGAAUUUCUUGAUAAAGUGGAGAUGUCGAAGAGGGAAUAUGAGAGGCAGAUGGCAGAUGAGGAAGCUCAACAACUACGAAGUUUCCAGGUAUUGAGGAGCCGCUGUGGCAGCACAAUCUAAUGUUGUGCAUGAGCUUAAAGAAGUGCCGACUCUUCCCCGUGGAAGACAAAACGAUUGGAAGGAAGAAUCCACCAGCUCACCCAUUGGGUGUCCUGAUAAAAGUAAAACCGCCGGCAAAGAAAGCAAAGAUUGAUCCUCAGAUUUCUGAAGAAUAUCCGGACACAAGGAAAACCUCCAGUGACAUUGAUGGAAAAACUUCAGACCUUGUAAAAACACACAACAGUGAUGGGACUAAUGAGACCCAGGGCCUCCCUCUAUCUUGUCUUGUUUCAUAUAGUGACGAAAGCGAAGAAGAAACAGACUAACUGGUAGAAACAAAGGAAGUGAAGAAGAGAUUUUAGUCUCUUCUCUUGUAGUUCUAAUAAGCAGUUUUAUCCAACUUGUGUGGACAUUCUUUUGGAUGAUAUUUAUGAUAAGGUCUAUGGCAACAUGUUCAUCUGAUUCCAGCUGAGACUGUAUGACUAUCUCAAUUUUCAAACAUUGUGGAUCGAACGUUGUAACA